Messenger RNA from Ectocarpus sp. CCAP 1310/34, 2766 nucleotides. The record is from the annotation of a GenBank genome assembly. Lineage: Eukaryota; Phaeophyceae; Ectocarpales; Ectocarpaceae.
UUCUUUCAUCCUUUGCACUCUUCCUUAGUCUCGUCUACAUUCUUUAUAUGUGUCGUUGCAUCGAGUGCUUGGACGUCCUAACCUCGUUUCAAGUGGCGCACUAGUCGGAGGUACUUCCACUCAGGGCACCCCUCUGUCGUACGUAACCUUUUCGCAUCACUGAUGCUGCUGUGAUCAGAGCUGUGCGGAAGUCAAGCUACAGCAGUCCUCCCGCCGCUGUUGAUUGUCUCCUGGAAUGGAGAACGGCGAUUCACCUGCAGCGGAAGAAGGGAGCGGCAGAGGUGCAAUAACUUGUUUCUUCGAAGCCUCCCUAGUGCUGGUGUCCUGCGCUGUGUUCUACAAGUUCGCAUGGUUGUACUACCGCGAAAGGUUGUUCCCUCACCACAGUUUCGCUGCAGUCGCAACCACCACUACCGCCUACUCUGCCAGUGGGGAUGUGCUCUCGCUCAAGGCGGCCGGACGAGCUUUCUCUCUUACUUUUGCUCUCUCCUGCUGUAUAUUCGAGCUCAUCAUCUUAGAAAUCGCGGGAUGGCUUAACCCAGCCUCGAGCCCGCUAGCCUGGAGAGCGUGUCUGAGUCUCAUGGUUCUUGGCCUGCACGUGGUAUUGCCCUUCCUCUUGGCGUUCGCUUGCCUGGGAGAGGUGGGGCUCGGCCGACGGCCCGCCUGCGUGGGCGCCCUGAUACUACUCUCGGGGAUCCUAUUCGUGGCUUCAGGCUUAGGACACCAGGACAUUCCAACAUCACCACCAUCAUCGUCAGCAGCAGAAGCAGCAGCACUAGCGGGGCGGCCACCGGUGUUUUCGCUUGAGGCUGGCCUGGCGAGGGUGGGGGUAGUUGGAGUGGCAUCGCUUGCCCUUCUCAGCGGCUUCGGCGCUGUCAAUCUCCCAUAUCAGCUGCUGGCGACGCUCCUGCGUACAGUGCCCCACAGUGUCGUCAAGUCGCGGGAGAGGAGGGCACGCCUCACGCUCAAGGACAUCGGGCAACGGAAACGCCGAGCAGCGAUAUCCUCUUCCUCUUACGCCGUGCGAGGCGGAAACGGGGCAGGAGCCACUCCCGGCGGCAACGUUUACGGUUACGGGGGAUCGGCGGCAGCAGCGAGGGCGGUAGGCUCACCAUCGCAACGCGGUAGCCUGUUCUCCAGGAUGAUUCGGGCGUUGACGGCAGUGGUUCCCGGGUUUUCUUCUACUCCCUCGGGGAACGCGGCCUCUUUCUCGUUUGCCGCACAGGCUGCAGCGGAGGCCGAGGCGACGGCCAGCCUGGAGAAAAUAGCCCGGGACCUGUUCCUGGAGAUCUCUGACUGCCGCCGAAUCCAGGAUCAACAGCGACGGGCAAGGACCCUGCCUGGACGCAUCCUCGUAGUCUUUGGCGCGGGGAUGUUCGUGUACUGCCUCCUGCGCUUGUUCAAAGCCGCGGUCGCGGUUUUCUGGGCCGUCCCUUCCCCGUCCGGCAGCGGCCAGGACGCGGUGGAUGGAGGCAUGUCUGGAGGGGAGGGGCCUGACCCCGCGACCCGGUUGGUGAGGUUCGCGCUGAACCGCCACCUGCUCGUGAAUGAGGGAGACGCCGAGGGGUGGAGCGAGCUGGUGUCUUUCGUUCUGAUUGGCGUUUUGGUCCUCCUACAGACGAGAGGCUUUCUCGCCACAAUCACUACCGUGUCAAGAGCUUCUGUUAUCAGCGGGUUCUCGAUACCCGCGCAGGUGCUAUCGUUGCUCUGGUCCAUGCUGAUGGGCACGUACUUCACCUCGAGCGUUAUCUUGAUGCGCGUGAACCUUCCCCCGAGGCACCGGGUCGCGAUCACGGCUGUGCUUGGCGGGAUGAGGUUCAGCUUCUACCAGCGGUGGUUCGACACCGUGUUCUUGAUCUCCGGCUGCGUGACCGCCGUCACGCUCCUGGCGUUCCACCUCGCCAACCGAAACAGCGACGCGGACCACCACGAGGACGUCCAUAACGAUAUCACCCGCCACCAACCAUCGCUAACAGCAACGGAAACUACAAGAGGCAGAGGGCAGCAGGCAGAAAAUGCGUACGGAAUAGGGGCGGGGGGCGGGGGGUUCGGCGUUGUUGCUAACCCGCGCGAAGGCGGCGGGCCGAGCAACAGCGGGGGCGGGGGCUAUUACUCGAAGGGCGGCGAACCGUCCGCGGUUCGGCCUAGAGGGAGACGAGCAGUGGACUUGUCGGGCUGGGACUACAACACGUCUUUUUUUUCAGCGGGCAGGGGUGGAGGCGGUGGGGUUUCCGGUGGCAAGAGGCAGGCGGGUGGUGGUCGAAGAUCGAAGGAGUGCUAGCUCUUGUCGCCAAUGCGGCGUCUGCAGGCUGCAACAUGUUCACGAGAACGAUUGUGUUCGCGGUACAUGGACGUUUGCUGACGUCAGGUUGGGUCUGAUGGGUUGAAUGGUGUUGGUAUUGUGUGGUGUUGGCUUGAAGAGAUACACGCAACCGUCCACGGUCCAUAGGUUUGUUUAGUUGUCUCUUUUCAUUCCGUUGGACGGCUCUCGUAGGUUCUACCAUGUACCGCUCGAUCUUGCAUCGCCACGUAUCCGAGGAGUCCCUAUCGGGGUAGACGAGAAGUCCUUUGUGGAGGAGCCUUCAUCCCUACCGCGAUAAGGCUCCUAUGAUCCCUAGCAUACAUGAACACGCUGGUGUAUACAGUGGAUUUUGCUCCAUCCCGAUGUCGAUGCUGCAUUAUUUUGUCAACAGAACACCGGACAUUUUAAGCCAUGCCACAAGAAGGGUCGGAGGUAAAAACAUCUCGACAGCAACGACGAGGCGC